CCCCCUCGGCCAGCCCUCCACCGCGCCAGCGCCGGGAGCCCGCCGUGCGCGUCGGGCGUUGUCAGUAGCGGUGGCCGCGGCUCCCCCAGCUGUGCCGGCAGCUGGAUCCGGGGAAGGGGCGCGCGCACAUGGCGACCCAGGCGCACUCGCUCAGCUACGGGGGCUGCAACUUCUUCCGCCAGCGCCUCGUUUUGUCCACCCUCAGCGGGCGCCCCGUGAAGAUCCGCAAGAUCCGGGCCAAAGAUGAGAACCCCGGCCUCCGAGAUUUUGAAGCCAGUUUCGUACGACUUUUAGAUAAAAUAACCAAUGGCUCUCGAAUUGAAAUUAAUCAAACGGGAACGACCUUAUACUAUCAGCCCGGGCUCUUGUACGGUGGGUCGGUGGAGCAUGACUGCAGCGCCCAUCGCAGUAUCGGCUAUUACCUGGAGAGUCUCCUUUGCCUGGCCCCCUUUAUGAAGCACCCAUUAAGAGUAGUUCUGCGAGGCAUAACCAAUGACCAGGUCGACCCAUCGGUAGAUGUUCUGAAGGCAACAGCCCUACCUUUAUUGAAACAGUUUGGAAUUGAUGGAGAAUCAUUUGAGCUUAAGAUCGUCCGAAGAGGAAUGCCCCCAGGAGGGGGAGGUGAAGUCUUUUUCUCUUGCCCCGUGAGGAAGCUGUUGAAACCCAUUCAGCUCACAGACCCUGGCAAAAUCAAACGUAUCCGAGGAAUGGCUUACUCUGUACGAGUAUCGCCCCAGAUUGCCAACCGCAUCGUGGAGUCCUGUAGGAACAUCCUUAACAAAUUCAUUCCUGAUAUCUAUAUUUACACAGACCAUAUGAAAGGGGUCAACUCUGGAAAAUCUCCGGGCUUUGGGCUCUCACUCGUGGCCGAGACCACCAAUGGUACCUUUCUGAGUGCUGAGUUGGCUUCCAACCCCCAGGGUCAGGGAGCGGCGGUGCUCCCAGAAGACCUUGGCAGGAACUGUGCAAAGCUGUUGCUUGAAGAGAUUUAUAGAGGAGGUUGUGUGGAUUCCACCAACCAAAGCUUAGUUCUGCUCCUCAUGACCCUUGGACAGCAGGAUGUUUCCAAAGUCCUGCUAGGACCGCUGUCUCCCUACACAAUAGAAUUUUUGCGUCAUUUGAAGAGUUUCUUCCAAAUUAUGUUCAAAAUUGAAACUAAGCCAUGUGGCGAAGAACUCAAGGGAGGAGAGAAAGUACUCAUGACAUGUGUGGGAGUUGGCUUCUCAAAUCUCAGCAAGACCAUCAAAUAAUAUCACUUUCACUUUAAAGUCAGACCAGACCCGAGCAGAUGAAGAGCGAAGACUCCUGAAAACCACCAUACUGUUCAUUUUGAUCUGGACAGCCACAUACAUGAAGGACUUAUUUUUUUUUACCUUUUUCUUUUUUACAAGACAUUAGAAAUAAAAGACAUUUAAAUAAUGUAGUUACCCACCAUUUCCCCUUCCUAAGUGUUAGCUCUAUGGCUAAGUUUGCUCAACAUAAGAGAUUCCCUCAGAAAAAUGAGAGUAUGUGAAGUUAGCCAAGUGGGUUGAGAGGCUGGCCAGUCCCAACUGCAUUCCCACCAUGGGCGCCUCAGCCUGGGGCUGUCUAGCCAGCCUGGCAUCUGGGUUACUAUUGUUUGGGGCAAAGGUGGUGAAUAAGCAUCUCUUUUUGCAAGACCCUCUUGGAACCCAACGCUAUAGACUUUCUUAGUGAUCUGCUGCUGCAUGGGCCGCCAUCUUGGUCCCAGAUUUGCUCUACUCCAUCUUGCCCUGCUGAAGCUGGUCUUGAGGCAGAGAUGGGAAGACCUUUGCUUCAGAGAACUCCACAGUUGGAAGGAAUCUAGUUAUUUAAUCAAGACCAUACAUACGUGAAUGAGGAUCACUUCUACCAAUCUACCCAACAAGAGGACUUUUAGCCUCUGUGUAAAGAUCCACAAUAAAGAGUCUCCCUCCUCCCUUCCCACCUCCCAGGGCAACCCAUUCCACGUUUGGGAUUCAGAAAGUUUUGGGGAGAUCUGGAGAUGUUUUAGAGGGGUUUUUUACAACUUAGGAAUGGUUUAGAUCACAGAACACUGAUGCUUUGGAAUCAAAGGACCUGGGUUCAGAUUUCGCCUUUAAUAAUUACUCCCUACAUGACCUUGGGCAAAGUCUUUGAACAAUGGCUUUGACCUUAGUGUCAUCAUCAAAAUAAGGGGGUUGAACUAGAUGGCCAUAAGGUCAGUUCUAGCUUUUGAACCAUGAACCUUUGACUUCUGAGGUCCUACCCUGAGAUUCUGUAUCUGGUGAGCCCAUUUUUCUACCUUGGUGAAGAGAGCCACGAAGGCCCACAUCCCAUCUUGUAGGAGUACCAUAGUUACAUAGAUAACAGUGCCUUGAACUUUUUUAUUGUCCUUAGGGCCCAGGUUUAUAGUUCUUUCAACCAAGAACUUGGUUUUCCUGCUAGGCAGGAUUAAAAGAAAGAGGUAGCAUCUGAUGAUAAAGUUUAGAAACACUUUUCCCAGGUAGCCAUCAUUAUCUUUAUACUCAGAGUCACAGAGACCACUCAAGGGCCUUAUUUCUGUUCAUUGGCCCGAAACCUAGGCGUGAUAGUAACUGUACCUGGCUAAGAAGAAGAGUGUACAAAUCUUUAUUUUUUUAAAAAUACUUCAUUGAUGCUUUCUCGGUUUGUUUGUU
Gracilinanus agilis (Agile Gracile Mouse Opossum) is the source of this 2654-nucleotide messenger RNA. It is a transcript of the gene RCL1, whose product is annotated as RNA terminal phosphate cyclase like 1. The transcript is spliced from 9 exons. Gene Ontology annotation, biological process: ribosome biogenesis; endonucleolytic cleavage of tricistronic rRNA transcript (SSU-rRNA, 5.8S rRNA, LSU-rRNA). The record is from RefSeq and is a predicted model, not a curated record. Gene Ontology annotation, cellular component: nucleolus. Gene Ontology annotation, molecular function: RNA endonuclease activity. The coding region runs from base 129 to 1250 and encodes 373 amino acids. Lineage: Eukaryota; Metazoa; Chordata; Mammalia; Didelphimorphia; Didelphidae.